GUAAGCAUCUUGCUGCUCCAUCUUUUGGUUGUGAUAGGAAAUUUUACAAUUAAAAAAGCUCAGGAGUCAAAUAAAUGUGAUAUGUGCAGAUGUAUUGAAUGUUUUCUGGACAAUCUAUAUCAUGAUAAGAGCCACAAACUGUGUGGUAGAAGUUUUCGCUUCCCCAAUGCCCUCUGUUACCUUUUGUUUUUAUUUGGCAUCUGUAGAUAUCAAAAUAUUGAAUGCAGUUGCUUAACUUAAUUUUUUUUCAUAACUUUGUAACUCCACUAAUAACGCUCAUAAAUGGUUUUUUUUUCUGCUUUUACAGAUUCUGAAGGUGUUUAAGGCCUGAGUACUUACAAGCUCUUCAUACAUAGCAAUGUCUGGCUCAUAUGAUGAUUCCGUUGGAGUAGAAGUUUCUAGUGAUAGCUUCUGGGAGGUUGGAAAUUACAAGAGGACAGUAAAACGAAUUGAUGAUGGCCACAGACUUUGCAAUGAUCUUAUGAAUUGUAUUCAUGAACGGGCACGGAUAGAGAAGGGCUAUGCUCAGCAGCUCACAGAAUGGGCUAAAAGGUGGAAGCAACUUGUGGAGAAAGGCCCACAGUAUGGAACAGUAGAAAGGGCUUGGUGUGCUUUUAUGUCAGAAGCUGAAAAAGUGAGUGAACUACAUCUAGAAGUAAAAGGUUCACUGAUGAAUGAAGAUUUUGAAAAAAUCAAGAACUGGCAGAAGGAAGCCUUUCAUAAGCAAAUGAUGGGAGGAUUUAAGGAAACCAAAGAAGCAGAAGAUGGAUUUAGGAAAGCUCAGAAACCCUGGGCAAAAAAGCUGAAAGAGGUGGAAGCUGCAAAGAAAGCUUACCAUGCUGCCUGCAAGGAGGAGAAACUGGCUAUAUCCAGGGAAACAAACAGCAAAGCUGACCCAGCACUGAAUCCUGAACAACUCAAGAAAUUGCAAGACAAAGUGGAGAGAAGCAAACAAGAUGUAUUAAAGACAAAAGAAAAAUAUGAAAAAUCACUGAAGGAAUUAGAUAAUGCUACUCCUCAGUAUAUGGAGAACAUGGAGCAGGUAUUUGAGCAGUGCCAGCAGUUUGAGGAAAAACGGUUGCGUUUUUUCCGAGAAGUGUUACUGGAAGUUCAGAAACACCUUGACUUGUCCAAUGUUGCAAGUUACAAAAAUAUCUACCGUGAACUGGAACAGAAUAUCAAAACAGCAGAUGCUGUUGAAGACUUGCGGUGGUUUAGAGCUAAUCAAGGUCCAGGGAUGUCAAUGAAUUGGCCUCAGUUUGAGGAGUGGUCUGCAGACCUGAAUCGCACUCUCAGUAGAAGAGAAAAAAAGAAGGCUUCUGAUGGAGUGACUCUGACUGGUAUUAAUCAGACGGGAGACCAAGUUUCACAACCCAACAAACACAGCAGCAGUGUUAGUGUCCAGAGUAACACAGUGCAGUCAGUACAAUCAAGUUACAAUCCCUUUGAAGAUGAAGAAGAUACUGGGAGUACUGUCAGUGAAAAGGAGGACAAUAAGAUCAAAAAUGUUAGCAGCUAUGAGAAAAACCAAAGCUACCCUACAGAUUGGUCUGAUGAAGAGUCCAACAACCCCUUCUCUUCCACUGAUGCAAAUGGAGACACCAAUCCCUUUGAUGAAGAUACCCCUCCUGCCAUGGAGGUGAGAGUACGUGCACUCUAUGACUAUGAGGGCCAGGAGCAGGAUGAGCUCAGCUUUAAAGCUGGGGAUGAGUUAACCAAAAUGGAGAAUGAGGAUGAGCAGGGCUGGUGCAAAGGACGCCUGGACAAUGGACAAGUUGGUUUAUACCCAGCAAACUAUGUGGAACCAAUCCAGUGACAAAGGACAAAAUAAACACAGAAGUGUCACAAGAGCUCUGUAGGCCUGUACAGUGUAUUUAGGUGAAGUGAGAAGAAACUGAAUGGAUGUAUAGAGUGUAUAUAUUUUAAUGAAAAGGUGAGAGCUUGAUACUGAAAUAAGGCUGAAUGAAAGACAAAAGCUUGACAUGGUUUUCACAACUUGUACACAAUGCAAAGGAAAGGAGUUAGGUUGAAAAAAUAGUAUGAUAGGAAAAAUACUUUUUAAACUUUUUCUUCCCACAUGAUCUGUUAUUGUGGAUCCUAAACAUUUUUGCAUUUUCUGUGCUUAUGCCUCAUCCUACCCCAGGUAUGUGGCUUAUGCUCACCUUUGUUUAAUCAGUUAUUUUAAGUGACCUUCAGUAACUUGCAACUUGAAUUUUGAAGAUUAUUAUAGUUAAUUUUUAUUUGUUCUUAUCAGUGUCUGAAAGAUGCAGUAUUUUUUUAUUUAAAUGCUAUGUAGUUAAGCACCUUUUUGUAUGCUUUAUCAAUUAAUACUUAAAUUAUGACAUAGAUUUAGUCACCACUUGACUGAAUGAAAGCUCUUUCCAUGUUGUAAUAAUCUUUCUGUCUUGUCAGCAUGGCUUGAAGUUGUAAAUGGAGUUGUAAAACAAAAAAUGCUGUAUUUAAUAAAUAUCUGUUACAGAAUAUUAUUUGUAGCAGAGAUAUCUGCAGGUGUCAUGGGUUGGGAUUUACUGCAAAUGUUCUUUAUGUGGGUUGACACUUGAACUAAGAGUUUUCCAUCUAGAUCUUAAGUGGCGUUCAAAAGAAAUAUAAAUUAUGCAUAAGCCCCAGAAAAGAGGCUAUUUCCAGCACAUGUUUGCAGGGGGAAAAAAAAAAAUCUUUUAACUGCUAAUGAUUUUUGGGUGAUUUGGAAUGUUAAAUCUGUGAAGGCUGAUUAUCUUGAACAGAGAAGACUGUAAAAUAGACUAAAUGCUUUUAUUAAGAGCUUAUCUAUGUUGUGGAUAUGUACAUAUAAUUUGAUAUUCCAAAAUAUGAAGAGCAUGGCUAUUAGUUAUCAAGCCUUUUAGUGUCAAUAAGAUUUAGACUAUUUUAAGAGUUUAAAUUAUAGGUAUAUUUAAAUCUGCUUUCCUGCCAUAUUCAUUACUGUACCAUAGACAAAGUAUUCUGUGAUUAGAUUUCUCAGAAGUACAGUAAAUACACUAAUAUACUCAAAAUAAGUAUUUGUGGAUAACUUAAUGAGUCAAAAUAUAAACUAGCUUUAGUCCAAAUAUGGAUUAUUGUAGCAGAACACUGUAAAAUCUACAUUUGUUUGCAGUUACAACUUGGCCAGUUGUAAUCGUGUCAAAUCCCUGUCAAAUAUGCAUUUGUGACAUUGAAAACUGGGUUGUAAAACUACAGCAGAUCUGUGUUAAAACUAAGUAUCAGGUAAGUAGAUAUGCCAUGUUAAGAAGCUACACUGUAAUGAAGUUAACAAAUCUUUUUCAAGGUAAUUAUAAAACACUGUUGGUAAUCUUGGACUUUAUCAUUUGCUUUUUGAGCUUAUCGAUAUAUUUAGUCAUCAUUUUCAGUGAAUCCAAAUGUGCAGGCUUAGAAAGUGGAUGUAUGUAUAUGUCUGUCAACAAAAGCUUACCAACAUAUUUGUUCAUCCACAGGACAGUUGCUAAAAUUGUCAGGAAUUACUGUUUUGGGUCUCUGUAUUGUAAAAUAUUUUAGAAAACAAUAAAAGCUGGUAAUCUCCUAAAUACACAGAAUGCACCUUUUACUAUUUCAAUGUAUGUGAAAAUAGUCUUAUGAAACAAAUAAUCUGUGCAUUUCAUUGCAAUUCAUGGUGACAAAACCUGCAUUGUGUAAAAGAGCCACAAACAGGAGUGUGAAGGCAUUGUGCCAUUAACAAAAAAAGGUGCCAUGCACAGGAAUUCUUGGCAAAGCAUUCUGGCAAAAUCUUCAUGGAAGAAGAGGAAAUUGUUUUUUAUGGUAUGCAGAGUCUACUGUGAUGCUGCUUUCUGUGGUGUUGUCAAGUCUCAGUGUGGGUGAGCAGCUAAGGUUUUUAUUUCUUUUAAAAUAUAGUAUCUGAGUAUUUUCUGCCUUUGAGUUUUCUUGUUGACUGGCAGUGAUUAAUACAGUGCUGAUUGUGACAGCUGGCUGAAGGUUUUAUCUCAUCUCCCCUAUCCAAACACCUGCUGAACAGCAGA
This is a messenger RNA of Cinclus cinclus, 3989 nucleotides long. It is a transcript of the gene PACSIN2, whose product is annotated as protein kinase C and casein kinase substrate in neurons 2. Lineage: Eukaryota; Metazoa; Chordata; Aves; Passeriformes; Cinclidae. Gene Ontology annotation, molecular function: protein binding; phospholipid binding. The record is from RefSeq and is a predicted model, not a curated record. Bases 359 to 1816 code for a protein of 485 amino acids. The transcript is spliced from 10 exons. Gene Ontology annotation, cellular component: plasma membrane; cytoplasm; endosome. Gene Ontology annotation, biological process: plasma membrane tubulation; caveola assembly; actin cytoskeleton organization.